AUGCAUCUCUCUCCCUGCCAUGCUGCCAUCCCACCAGGUGUGUGUAGCACGGCCGUGCUGCUGGGUCUGGCUGAACACGACGGUUUUUUAGUUGACUCAAAAUCCAUCCCAUUCUCAUCUCUUGCUGCCCUCCCCAUCACCACCCGUCCCACCAGGCGUGUGCCGCACGGCUGUGCUGCUGGGUCUGGCUCAACACGACGGGCAGGACGCUGCCACGGUGAGAGUGAGAGUGGGGGUGAGGGUGAGAGUGAGGGUGAGAGUGGGGGUGAGAGUGGGGGUGAGAGUGAGAGUGGGGGUGAGGGUGAGAGUGAGGGUGAGAGUGGGGGUGAGAGUGGGGGUGAGAGUGAGGGUGAGAGUGGGGGUGAGAGUGAGGGUGAGAGUGGGGGUGAGAGUGGGGUGAGAGUGGGGGUGAGAGUGGGGGUGAGAGUGGGGGUGAGGGUGAGGGUGAGGGUGAGAGUGAGAGUGAGGGCGAGAAUGAGGGUGUUGGGAGUGGGCGGGGUGCCAGAGCGAGCCGUAUGGCUGCUGGAAGUGGCUCGCCAGGUGGAGGAUGUGGAGAGGCUAAGGGGCAGGCCGGAGGACCAGCUCGCAUUGGGCUCGUAUGCACCGCCGACAGCAGCUGCUUUGCUGCAACCCUCGUCCUUCCCGCCCCUCUUCUCUCCGGACCUGCUCACGCGCGCCAAAGCUGGUGCUGCUGCCAGGUGCAGGGACAACAGGGCCAACAUGAACGGCAUAGAGGAGGCGGGGCAGCGCCUGGUGGAGCUGCGGGAGAGGAAGCAGCAGAUUCACGACGACACCAUCCUGCUGGCCGCUCAGUGUGUGGUGGACCCUUUGCGCAACCAGAGCCAGCAGCACACUGCAGCCGCGGACGCCAAUCUGACUGCUGCUGUGCAGCGCUACCUCUCUCUCGCUAACGAGGUCACUUAUAAAGUGGACAGGGACCUAAUCCCCUGGAUGCAGCGCAACCCCCCUCCUCGCCCCAUCAAGAUCGGCCCUCGAGCGUCUGCUGUGCACUCGCAGCACUCCGCUCUCCUCAAGAUCCUGGCAGGGCUGCAGGUGGUGCAGGCAACAGCACCAUCUCUUCACGAGGCAGCCACUGUCACAGCCGGCACAGCCACGCCGCAGGUGAAGGAGUGGUGGGGUGCGGUGGCAGCAGCGACUGCCAGCACGGAGGACAGCAUUCGUUCCCUCCGUGCGGAAAUCUCUGCACUGACUCAGGCACCGGUGCAGCCACACCUCAGGGGGGGUGCGUUGGGGUACGGUGGGGCGUGUUGGGGUGCGGUGGGGUGCGCUGCGGUAGUGCGGUCGGGUGCGGUGGGGUGCGUUGCGGUGCAGUGCGGUGGGGUGCGGUGCGAUGUGGUGGGGUGCGGCGUGGUGCAAUAUGGUGCGCUGGGGUGCAUGGGCUGUGGUGGGUGCGGUGGGUUACGGUUGGGUGCGGUGUGGGUGGAGGCAGCAACGGGGCUGGUGUUUCGGUUCAUAGUUGGGCACGGCAGCGCGGAGGACGAGCAGAUGCUGCAGGCGGAGAACAGCACUCAUGGGGACUUCUUUCGUGUUGAUGUGCAAGAAUCGUACCUCAAUCUCAACCACAAGAUGUAA
This is a messenger RNA of Closterium sp. Naga37s-1, 1593 nucleotides long. The record is from the annotation of a GenBank genome assembly. NCBI's taxonomy places the organism in Eukaryota, Viridiplantae, Streptophyta, Zygnematophyceae, Desmidiales, Closteriaceae.